CGAAAGGCGUUCAUUUCGCAAAGGGAAGGAGGGAACCGUUAAGCUUAAAAAGCCCACCCCUCAUUUCCCCCAAUUAGCCUCACCAUUCAGUUCUCCGCCCCCACCAUCAAAAUAGGCCGGCUCUUUUGUAGCUCGGCCUCUCAUUUCCCCGUUCGUCCUCCGCCGCCCGCCGGUGAGGAGAGAGUCGUAUCUGAAACGACGUAGGACGAAGAGAGAGAGAGAGGGAGAGAAACUGACCCUCCUUUUUUCCAGCUCCAAAAAGGAAACUCAAAGUAGCAAAAAUGGGUGCUGGAGGGAGAAUGAACGUUCCCAAGACAACAGCAGAAAAGAGGACUAAAUCUGAAGCUGAUGUCCUCAAAAGGGUCCCAUAUUCUAAGCCUCCAUUCACAGUUGGAGAAAUCAAAAAGGCCAUCCCGCCUCAUUGUUUCAAGCGUUCUGUUCUUCAUUCUUUCUCCUAUGUGGUUUAUGACCUCGCAAUCGCCUCUAUUUUCUACUACAUUGCAACAACCUUCAUUCCUCUUCUGCCUCAUCCUAGCUUAGCUUAUCUUGCUUGGCCACUUUACUGGAUUUGCCAAGGCUGCAUUUUGACAGGUGUUUGGGUUGUAGCCCAUGAAUGUGGUCAUCACGCCUUCAGUGAUUACCAAUGGCUCGAUGACACCGUUGGGCUAAUCCUCCAUUCGGCUCUCCUUGUCCCGUAUUUCUCGUGGAAAUACAGCCAUCGCCGUCACCACUCGAAUACUGGUUCCCUGGAGCGUGAUGAGGUAUUUGUGCCGAAACGCAAAUCUGAUCUCCGCUGGUCUGCAAAGCUUCUCAACAAUCCACCUGGAAGGGUUCUUACCCUCGUAGUGCAGUUAACCCUAGGUUGGCCAUUGUACUUAAUGUUCAACGUGUCUGGCCGGCCUUAUGAUCGUUUUGCCUGCCAUUACGACCCUAAAGCACCUAUCUACAAUGAUCGGGAGAGGCUCCAAAUCCUUGUUUCUGAUGCUGGUGUUCUUGCUGCUUCAUACGUGUUGUACCGGCUGGUGGCUGCCAAGGGACUUGCUUGGGCAUUCUGUGUUUAUUUUGGUCCAUUGCUUGUGGUGAAUGGAUUCUUGGUGUUGAUCACUUACUUGCAGCACACCCAUCCUUCAUUGCCUCAUUAUGAUUCCUCUGAAUGGGAUUGGUUGAGGGGCGCAUUGGCGACAGUGGACCGCGAUUAUGGGAUCCUUAACAAGGUUUUCCAUAACAUCACUGACACUCAUGUUACUCAUCAUUUGUUCUCAACCAUGCCACAUUAUCAUGCAAUGGAGGCUACCAAGGCAAUCAAGCCAAUUUUGGGAGAGUACUACCAGUUUGAUUCGACGCCAAUUUUUAAGGCAAUGUGGAGGGAAGUUAAGGAAUGUAUUUAUGUUGAGUCUGAGGAAGGCGACCAGAACAAAGGUGUUUUCUGGUACAAAAACAAGCUGUAGGGUGGGUAGAAAAACUGAUUUGACUCUGUAUUGUUGCACAAAGUAAGGUGCAGGUCAGCCAAGGUGGGGAAGAGAUUUGUUCUCUAAAUUUUUCUUGAUCUGUGUUGGUUGGGUGGAAAACUGUGUUGAUUUUCCAUGUAGUGUUUUCUAGGGUUGAUGUUGUUUCUUUCGUGUUUCUAGUCCUAUCGAACAUUCGGUUUCAAUUGAGUUGGAACAAUUUCCAUAACUGGUGAAAUGCUUCUCAUAACUGGCCUGAAUCCUGCUAUUCUUUCUGUUGGUGUGCAAAAGGGAUUUUAAUAACU
Molecule: messenger RNA, 1750 nt
Organism: Oldenlandia corymbosa var. corymbosa
Lineage: Eukaryota; Viridiplantae; Streptophyta; Magnoliopsida; Gentianales; Rubiaceae
Source: the annotation of a GenBank genome assembly